AUAAACGCGUUCGCGUGCCCGGUGAAGAAGGGCUUCCACACACCGCCAACAAUCACAACCGUCCGGGUGCUCGAUGGCGCUGGCGCAUUCCCUGCGCAGCCCGGCCACACGUGGCUGGUGCCUACGCGUUCAGCGGGGCGGUAUCAGCGGCGAGAAUGCAGGCUGGCCGGGGGCGGCCGCCCCAACCCAGCUCGGUUGGGGUGAAGCGGCAGGGCACAAUAUAAGCCAGCCCUGCCCAGCCGGCCCUCGCUCUCACAGCUGCAAGCCAGGCGCUAGUUCCCCAAGGCCAGGUAUUGACUCUCUUGAAGGCUCGCAACAACAGCAGCUUCCACAUGAUACAGGCUCCAAUGUGGGACUCGCGGGCGCCGGCCCUGCGCAUGUGGUCCUGGGGUUGAGGACCCGCCAGUCGCUGCCAUCGGGGCUACGGCCCAUGGGCCACACGAGCCCGCCUGUCAGCCGUGAUCCCGGCUUGCGGCUAGGCGGUGGCAUGGCCAGCGCUGGGGGUGGAGGCGGCGGCAUGGGCACGUGUGGCGGGAUGCGGCCGCUGGCGCCGCCUCUGGCGGCCGUUGCGUUUGUGCGCGGCCUGUCCUCCGCCAGCACGGGCCCUGGGCCCACGGCAGGAGCAGGAGGUGGCAAGCAGAGCGGUGGCAGUGAUAGUGGUGGCAGCACUGGUAGCAGCGGUCAAGGCAGCGGCAGCAACGGGAGUGAGUAUGCUGGCGGUGGCUCCAGCAGCAGCAAUAGCAAUGGCGGCAGCAGCAGUAGCAAUGGCGGCACCGGCGGUGGCAGCGGCAGUAGCAGCAGCAGCAGCAGCAGCAGUGGCAGUAGCAAUGGCGGCACCGGCAGUGGCAGCAGUGGCAGCGGCAGUAGCAGUGGUGGGGACGGCAGCCCACAGCGCCCGAUCGUGCUGCACAUACGGCAGCAGGGCGCAACGGCGGCGGGGCUGGGCGCCGCCGGCGGGGAGCUGAUGCGGCGUGCGGGGGCGGCGCUGCUUGUGGGCGCCAGUCAGGCAGGGGCGCGGCUGAACGAGUUGACUGGAUACAACGUCAUCGAGCGACUCAAGGCCCAGGUGGACGAGGCGGAUGACGGGCUGGCGGCGGCACGUGCGGAGCUGCGGGCAGCCAAGGCGCUGUACGAGCAGCGGCAGGCGCAGCACAGCGAUGUGCAGCGGCAGCUCAUGUCACUGCUGCAGCGCAAGGGCAGCUGGGCGGCGGCGGACGUGGAGCGGUUCGCGGGGCUGUGCCGGGACGAGCACGGGCUGGAGGGCGGCGUGGCGGCGGCCAAGGCCGCCUACGGCUCCGCGGCUGAAGGCCUGGAGUCGGCGCACGCGGCGCUGCUGCGCGCCAUCCGCGAGCGCUACGCGGCGGAGACGCUGUGGAGCGACAAGAUCCGGCGCGCCAGCACGUGGUGGACUGCGGGGCUCAUGGCGCUGCACCUGGCCUCAUUCAUGUCGGUGUACCUGGUGAUGGAGCCCAUCAAGGCGGCGCGGCUGCGCGACCACGUGGAGGGCGUGCUGCGCGCCGAGCUGGCGGCCAUGGGGAACAGCGUGGCUCAGCUGCAGAACACACUCAACUCCCACGUGGCUGACUUCGGCGAGGUGGAGGCGUCGGCGCGCGCCGCAGCCGGCGUGGCCGUGGCGGCGGCAGGGACGGCGGUGGCGGGCGCGGCGGCCGCAGGCCUGCCCGCGGUCGCGUCAUCCAGUGGCAGUGGAGGCGGCGGCGGCGCCGAGGUGGCGGCGGCGGUGCUCGGGCAGGAGAUGCGCGGGCUGAGGCAGCGGCUAGAGGGCGUGGAGACGCGGGUGGGCGAGGUGAUUGGUGCGUUGACGGCACACACCGCGGCGCUGCGAGCGCAGGCGCAGGCGGUUACGGCGCAGCAGGCGGCGGCGGCGGCGGCGCGGGCAGGGCAGCAGGAGGGUGCCACGGCGGCGGGUCCGGGCAAGCAGGAAACGGAGCGCGCGGCCGGCGGAAGUCGUAGUGACAGAGGCAGCGCUGCACUCGCCGAGAGCGUAAGGAACUUGGAGGAUGCGGCAGCAGAGAAUCAGGAGGCAGCGGGCGGGCAAGCCGGCGCGGGGGCGGCGCUGCGGCGCUGGGGCCGGCGAGGCGUGCGUUGGGGCGCGGCACUUGCGGGGGCGGUGCGGCGGGCGGCUGACACACCCGAGGUUGUCACAGGCGCGGCAGCGUUUGCGGGGGCGGCGCUGGGCGUAGGCCUGGCACUGGCGUUGUCGAGUGCCGCAGGCUCCAGCGGCGGCGCCGCCAACAGCGGGUAGAGCGCAUGUUAACUGACUGACAGCGGUUGGGAUGAGCGGUUGGGACGGCGGUGCUGCUUCAGACACGUUCAAGGCCAUGGCUAAAUCAGUGUGGACGUGUAGUCCAGGUUAGCUUGCUCACCGGCUGGUAUAGUCGACUCCGUGCGGUCGACUCUGGGAGCCAGUGCUGGCCAGUGCGCUGUGCUCAGUGCCUGGCUGGCUGGUGAACGUCGUGCAUUGCACGUCUCUCUUGUAACCAAGUCUCGCA
This is a messenger RNA of Chlamydomonas reinhardtii, 2510 nucleotides long. RefSeq lists its product as uncharacterized. The coding region runs from base 431 to 2263 and encodes 610 amino acids. Lineage: Eukaryota; Viridiplantae; Chlorophyta; Chlorophyceae; Chlamydomonadales; Chlamydomonadaceae. The transcript is spliced from 6 exons. The record is from RefSeq and is a predicted model, not a curated record.